AUGGUCGUCAUUGGGUUGGUCGGCAAGCCCUCCAGCGGCAAGUCCACCACGUUAAACUCACUUACCGAUGCUAACGCCAAAGUGGGCGCGUUCCCUUUCACUACUAUCGACCCCAAUAAAGCCACCGGCUACCUAGAGGUCGACUGCGCCUGUGCUAGAGUAGGCAAGCAAGAGGAGUGUCUGCCGACCUAUGGCUAUUGCCGAGACGGCAAACGAGGCGUCCCCAUCAUGCUUUUGGAUGUUGCCGGCUUGGUGCCCAACGCCCAUCUUGGUCGGGGGCUCGGCAAUAAGUUUUUGAGCGACUUAACCGAGGCCGACUGUCUCAUCCAUAUUGUCGACGCCAGCGGCUGUACCGAUGCCGAAGGUAAAGCUACUCGAGGCUACGACCCUUUGAAAGACAUUGAGUGGUUGCAAGAAGAGAUUUUCCGGUGGAUUUUGGGCAAUUUGAUGGACAAGUGGCCGCUGGUGGUGAAACGCCACAUCGCCACAAAGCUGACGGCGUUGGAGACGCUUCGCCAGCAAUUGGGCGGGUACUCUGCUAACAAAAAGCUUAUUGGCAAAGCGUUAGACCGCUACCCUGAAGUACACGGCACCCCGUUACCGCCAUUGGAGAAAUGGGACCAGGACACCAUUGAGGACGUCGUGCGGUGUUUUAUGGACGUUAAGUUCCCCACCGUGCUUUCAUUAAACAAAAUGGACCACCCGGAUGCCGAUAAAAACGUGCUGAAGAUCAUCCUCAAAUACCCUGACUCAAAGACAAUUUUGACUCUGUCCAUCACUGAAGUGUUCCUACGAAAACUCGCUGAUCAAAACUAUAUCAAAUACGAACCAGGCACUGAGUUUGUCGAUACCAUUGACGAUUUGGGCCCGGAACUGGGACUUAAAGAGAUUGAUGAUAAGAUCCGUAACCGGAUAGAGAACGUCAGAGACCUUGUAUUGUACCGGUUUGGCUCUACUGGGGUGGUGGACCUUCUUAAAGCGGCCGCAGAACUUCUCGAGUUGGUCCCCGUGUACCCUGUACGUAACAUCAACUCGUUUCUGCUGGGAGACGGCGGAGCGUUUAAGGACUGUUUAUUGGUGAAACGGGGUACACCGGUGAUUAAUGUCGCCCGCAAGAUCAUGGGUGACGUCACUAUUGCCCACAUUGAAGGCGUAGGCGGCGUGAAAGUGGGCGAAGAAGAUACCGUGGACGUGGGCAAAAACGAUAUCUUAUGCUUUAAGAUUGCCCCCGGGGGAAAGUAA
Molecule: messenger RNA, 1242 nt
Organism: Diutina rugosa
Lineage: Eukaryota; Fungi; Ascomycota; Pichiomycetes; Serinales; Debaryomycetaceae
Exons: 1
Coding region: 1-1242 (413 amino acids)
Cellular component (GO): cytoplasm
Molecular function (GO): GTP binding; ATP hydrolysis activity
Source: RefSeq, a predicted model, not a curated record